This is a messenger RNA of Akanthomyces muscarius, 1515 nucleotides long. RefSeq lists its product as uncharacterized. NCBI's taxonomy places the organism in Eukaryota, Fungi, Ascomycota, Sordariomycetes, Hypocreales, Cordycipitaceae. Gene Ontology annotation, molecular function: metal ion binding. The coding region runs from base 1 to 1515 and encodes 504 amino acids. The transcript has 6 exons. The record is from RefSeq and is a predicted model, not a curated record.
AUGUCGAAACCGGCACCCUCCAAGCCGGCCCCGAGCCAGAGCCAGAGUCCGAGCAAUCUCAUGAAUUUUGUCAACCGCUACAACGACUUGAUGGUUGUCCGCGACUCCACAGAUAAACUUAUUGAGGAUACUCUAUUAUACUGCCAGGGCCUCGAGCGCGCGCUGAAUCAGGAGACGAAUCGCCUCGAGGGCGAGCUGCGCAACUGCCAGGUCGACCUCGCCGAAGCCAACGCCUCUCGCCGCGAGUUCGAAAAGAAGCUAUCACGCUACGAAUCCGAGAUGGGCGCUCUAUAUACGGAAAAUAAAACAUACAAGAAUCGAAAUCCAUAUAUUGUCGUCUUGAUUGACGGAGACGGUCUUUUGUUUCAGGAUGCUUGGAUACGACAGGGCGUAGAAGGCGGCAAAAAGGCGGCCAAUGCCCUCCAUAGUUCUGUCGCACGGCAGUGGACCGGCAAGAGCCAAAAUAUGCAGAUUAUCGCCAAGGUGGUCGCCAACUGCGCCGGCCUCGCCCGCGCGCUCAACAGCAACGACUUUCGCGACUUUGCCGCUGGCUUCACCCAGGGCAAUGCCGCCUUUGACUUUGUCGAUGUCGGCAACGGCAAGGAGCGUCGCGCGGACUCCAAGAUUCGCGACAACAUCCGCUGGCACCUGCAAAAUCUCAACUGCCGACAGAUCCUUCUCGGCGUCUCCCACGACGCUGGCAACGUUACCUUCAUCGAGGACCUCUUCCGCGCUGAUGUCAGUGCCCGCGAUCGCAUCAGCCUCAUCGAGGGCGGCGCCGGCCUCUCUGCAGACCUCAAGGCCACCGGCGCCAACACGACGCGUCUCGACAAGGACAUCUUCCGUGCCGACAAGCUCGUGGAGCGCACCUCGGCUUAUGCCGCGGCCGCGAUUGGACCGCGCACCGCCAGCCCCGCUGGUAGUGUCGCCUCGAGCGGCGGCGGUGGCGGCGCCAGCUCGUCGACGUUUUCGUACGCCAAUGCUAUCAUCAAUGGCACGCCGCCGCCGACGAUGAGCAUCCCGCUCGCGCCCAACAAGCCCAGCCCGCGCUCCAAAGCAAACGGGGCGUCCUCGUCCUCGCCUUCGCCCUCGCCCGGUGGCGGCCCGCCACAGUAUCAAAAGAUUCCGCCACAGCAGCCCGACUGGAACCCCGGCGCGCGCGGUCUGGACGAGCCCAUCAUCGUCAACGUGGCGGUGAUGGACGCCGUCAAGAAGCGCAAGGACACGGACAAGCUGUGCAACAACCACUUUCUGCGUGGUCCUUGCGCCAAGGGCGAGGGCUGCAAUUUUGUGCACGACUACAAGCCCAACAGCGAGGAGACUAAUGCGAUUGCCGUCCUGGCGCGCCAGAAUCCGUGCACGCACGGCCAGGACUGCGAGAACUGGGAAUGUAUAUACGGACACCACUGCCCGAGUAUCAGAGAUGGUGUUUGCACCCAUCCCUAUUGUAAAUUUGACGAGGAGCAGCAUCCUCCUGGGACGAAGUUCACCUCAUCCAAGUCGUCGAAUCGGUAG